Messenger RNA from Blepharisma stoltei, 3632 nucleotides. The record is from the annotation of a GenBank genome assembly. Lineage: Eukaryota; Ciliophora; Heterotrichea; Heterotrichida; Blepharismidae.
AUGAUUGAAGAUGCACUAUUUUCACAACUAGAGACGAGAGUUAGAAAACUGAUUAAAGAGCUCAUAGAACCUAUAAACAAUAGAGUAGCAAACCAUAAAGAUUAUUUAAAAGAGAUACAAAAGCAUAAUGAAUUUACAAAAACUUAUAUAGAAGGACUGGAGAGCUCUAUAAAUAGUUUAAACCACAAAGUAGCAUUAGUUGAUGAUUAUUCAAAAAAGUUUAUGGAGUUUGAAGCACAGCAGAAGCUGCUGGAAACUAAAUUUAUCAAAGAAAACGAAAAUGUCUUAAAUCACAUUGAUUUAAAUUCAAAAAGACUAAGCCAUGUAGAAGAAAAGUCAAACGUAAAUUGCAGCCAAAUUGAAUUAUUAAGAAUUGACAUAACUAAGUUUGCAUCAGAUUUAAAAUCAGUCAGGCUUAGUGUCGAUGAAAAGAUGUUCGAAUACAAAGAAAUCAAUAAAAAAGCGCAAAAUGAAUUCUACGAAAAACUUGUCGAGCUCCAAAACAGAAUCAUUGGGGUAGAAAUAAAUUAUAACCAACUAAGUAGAGAUUUAUGUGAGGUGGAUGUCACUGCAAGAAAAGCUGAAAGAAUCGCGGAACAAAUAAAAGAAGGACACAAAACAAUAGGAAGCUCAAUAAAUAAGAUGAAAUUGAGAAACAAAGAAAACAUAAUGAAAGUUCAAGAAAAUCUAUCAAUGAAAUCACAAGAAUUAGAAGUCAAAAUCAAUGAAAUGAAAAAUUACAUUAAGGUCGACCAUACAAUCAGCCUGAAUUUAGGGAUGAAUGAAACUCUUUUUAGCAUUAUUAUUGAUCCAAGAAUGAAGCGUAAAUUAGCUGAAUAUGAACAGUCCUUUUAUGAAAAGUGAGAAGCCUUGGGGGUUUCAGAAGAAGUUAAAGAAAAAAUAAUAAAAUCUCAGCUGAUCACUUCUCAAAUAUUAGGAACUCCAAUACCUCCAUCUAUGGAAAACAGUAAAAAGGCAAAACUAAAAGAUCAAUCAUCCGCCUCUAGCUUGGCAUCUUCUGCAGCGAAUACUCGAAAGGUACCCAGAAGAAACUAUAUAUCUAAGAGAGGCACAUUUCAAAGCAUCGCAAAAGAAGAAAAGCAGGAUAGCAAUUCGAAUAGGUCAAUGGAGUCUAGCUAUAAUGAGAAGAAAAUCGAGCAGGUGGGCCAAAGUUUAGAAGCUAAAGAAGAGAUUGGCAAAGAAAAAUACGAUAUAAUCACUAAAAUAAAUGAAGCGAAUAAUGAAAAUCAGUCAGAAAUAAAUUCCCCGGAGCCUAUUGUAAUACAGAUUCCUGAAAUUGCUGAAUUGAGUGCGAUUGAAAAGCCUAAAACGCCUGAAGAAACAUUUGGAAAAAGAGAUAAUAUUUCAGCUAUAAUACAGGAGUCAUAUACAUAAAAUGGCCGGAGAAGAGCGACCCGUCCUUCCGUGGCGGGUGUCCUUAUGUAUGCCGGACAUGGUUUUUGGAUGCGGAGUGCUACUCAAGGGGAGAGUUAGCCUCGAGGCGAGAGGCCCAGCCCAAUUUCCGCUGAUUUUGGGACUUUGACCCGGGCAGCAGUUUUUCGCAUUCUUUUUGCCAGUAGCGCCGAGGCCCAGACUCGGUGUCCGAAAGAGGCAGGGUGAGUUACCUGCCUUAGCCCCGAAUCCCGCAAGGGGUUGAGUUCUUUCUUGGAGAUGAUCCGGGAAAGAGGGGAGGCGAAGCUAGACUAGAGAACUCAAGGGCGCAAGUCUCUCCAGUUAAAAGGGUCCUCUCACGAGGGCGAUCUGGCCAACCGAGGCAAAGACUGGCGUAAUUCGGGGCGGAAGGCUGAGUUGGAAAUGGUGGUGCCCAGCGACAGUCAGCUGACGACUCAAUAGGGCAACCCACUACCGAGAAAACCAGGGGUUUCGGCCUGGGCUCAGAGAACCAGUGAUGGAAGUCCAUCCUUUUCGCUCGUGCCAGCACGGCUCCCCAAGGAGCGCGGAGGAAUGCCACGCAUGGAAGUAGGGACUAUAAAGACACAUCUUAAAUCUAAUCUAAUCUAUAAUACAGGAGUCUAAAGCCCCAUCUGUCUAUGAACCAAAAUCUCCGAUUAAUAGACCAAGAUCACCAAUUGCUCCAAAAUCUCCUGUCCAUGAAAUAAAAGCCUUUAAUGACUCAUCAGCUCUAAAACAAAGUGUCAAAUCCCGAAGCCCAAGCAGAAAAUCUUCGAAUCACGAUUUUGACUAUCCAAGCCCAGACAUAAAGCCCAAUCUAUAUUUAAGAACUUCCCAUGAUAGACUUGACAUGUCAAGAAAAACUGAUAUUUCACCAUCUAUCGACUAUAUGUCAUUUAUCCAAGAUCUUCAAUCUAAAAUAGACGAUAUCAUUGAGAACCAAGAAAUUAUGAGAUCUCAAGCAGACGAAGUUCAAGACAUUCAAGAUGAAAUCAGAGGUCAAUUAGAUGAAAUUAGAGACCAUAUCGGCGAUUUAAUUACACAAUAUGAAGAAACCAAAUAUACCAUAGAUGACGAUAAAGAAGUACAAGAAAGCAUUCUUGGGCAAAUAGAUGAAUUGAGGGAAUUCUUACUCCCACCCAUUAAUAUACAAGCUUAGAUGAGUUUUUUUUAAUUUUAUAUUAAAAUUGCUAUAAAAACAUUUUCUGGUUUUAAAAAAUCCAAAUUUGUAAAUUUUUGGAAGGGAAAAAAUAAUUAAUUUGCAUAAUUUAUCUUUUAGACUCCUAUAAUUCGACAAUUUAAUUAGAUUUCCUUGGCUAUUACAAAAAUAUUUAUAUUAAGCAAAGCUGCUCGCAACUAAUUUUCCCCCAAAAAUAGUUUGCCAUUAACCCAAUUGGGAAUUAGAAGAAAUAAAAACUCUUCAUGACCAAUUAUCUGAGUUGCAAAGUCAAAAUUUUAAAACAGUCUCAGAAAAAAUAAAAUUUUUGGAAGAAGACGAGAAAAAUCAAGUUGAAAAUAUGAAAAAAGAAUGCUAUGAAAUGACUCAAAAUGUAAGCAAUGGGUAUAAGACUGUUGAGCUUCUGGUUAUGCAAGCUUUGAACGAAUGCAAUGCUGUAAUUAAUCAAAGGAAAAGAGACCAUUCAGACACAAUUACAGAGCUUAAAAGCAUGAAGAAAACUAUAAAUGAGUCGAAAUCAGAAUUCCAAAGUUAUAUCGGCUCCAUUUUAUUUUUAAAAAAUUCAAUAGAAAGCUUAUUUGAAUAUGCAAAAAUAAAUAAUGCUUUACUCAUGCAAGACGAAACAGACAGGAAAGCAAUUUCUUUAUUAGGGAUUAAAGAAAAAACAAAAAACCUCGAUAGUAAGAUAGGAAAAGCGCCAGUUGCAAUAGAUAAGCAAUGCUUAUCAUGUGCUGGGCAAGUAGCCUCAGUUGUAAGCGCAUUCAAAAUAGCUUGUCUUAAUUACAGUUCUAAUCCAGUGACUUAUCGGAACAACUCGUUCGAGAGAAAAGAACUCAUAGAUCUGCAAUUGAGACUAAUUGAAAGCUCAUUGGAAGGAUACGAUUCAAAUAGGCAAGAUGCUAGUAUAUCAAGAUCAAUAACUCCGACUUUAAUGAUGCCAAGACAAAACUCAGCAAGCGCAGAAAGGCAGCUUUAUAGAUCGGUCUCACCGAGUCCCGAGUUUCCUCCUUUAUCGAAGAAAUCGAUUGCUUCACUAUUAUAA